Messenger RNA from Cyclocybe aegerita, 2424 nucleotides. The record is from the annotation of a GenBank genome assembly. NCBI's taxonomy places the organism in Eukaryota, Fungi, Basidiomycota, Agaricomycetes, Agaricales, Hemipholiotaceae.
AUGGUUUGCUCUCAUAUCGAUCACCUUACGCGUCUUCAAACGCCCAAAUUAUCUCAGAGCGUUCAUCGGGAAGAAUGUACACAAUGCUUUGAUAACCAGGAUGGCCCCGAUGGUAUCGACGUAUGCCUCAGCUGCUUCAAUGGAGGGUGCCUAGAUGAGGGGAGGCACCAUGCUCACACCCACGUCUCGAAAUCUGGCCACAAGUUCACGCUGAAUGUGAAGAGGAAGCUCAGACCAAGGCCAUCGUCCAGGGGCGAGCACGAGGAGCCACCCGCGAAGAUGACCAAGCUCGCGAUUGUUGAGGAGCGCGAGGAGGACAAAUACGAACACUCUACGGCGGUCAAGUGCUGGGCCUGCGAUUCACAUAAAGGCGCUAUCAUUCCUGACCCUGGCUUCGAUUCCAAGGUCAAGUCUCUUGUAGACGGUGUCAUGCAGUCCCUUUCAUCCGCCCGCCAAUCCGAGGUCAAAGCUUGGGAGGAAGAAAUCACGCCUUGCGAGCACACACUGACUCUUGAACAGUUCGUCAGUGGGCACAUACCUGCGUCAGGUCUCGCACAUUGCAACGCCUGCGACCUCAAGGAAAACCUAUGGCUUUGCCUCACCUGCGGGUCGUUGGGCUGCGGCAGACAGCAGUUCGGUGGUGUUGAUGGCAAUGGCCAUGGACUCGCACACUUCGAAGCUUCGGGCCACCCAGUGAGCGUUAAACUUGGCACGAUCACGCCCGAAGGCGGCGCAGACAUCUACUGUUACUCCUGCAAUGAUGCAAAGGAAGACCCGGAGCUCUCAAAACAUCUGGCCUCGUUUGGGAUCAAUGUGCAAACACUCAGUAAGACGGAGAAGAGCAUGACUGAACUGCAAAUCGAACAAAAUUUGAAGUACGACUUCUCACUGACUGGUGACGAUGGGAAGGCUCUCGAGCCCGUAUUUGGCUCUGGCCUGACUGGUCUCGCGAACUUGGGCAACAGUUGUUACAUGGCCUCCGUCCUGCAAACACUCUUCUCAUUACCUGCUUUCGAAUCACGGUACAGAGUAGGCGUGGCGAACAACCAUGCAGAGACAUGUCCUAUUUCCCUUCCUGCUGAAUGCGUCGAGUGUCAGAUGAUCAAGGUCGCAGACGGCCUCUUGAGUGGUCGAUACUCCCAUCCCGCCCACUCUUCCUCCGAGGCAGCAGAUAGAUUGCAACAUCCGUCACCUACUCCAGUAUUCCAGCUCGGGGUUAAGCCGACCGGGUUCAAGUCACUUAUUGGCAAGGGCCACGAAGAGUUCGCGACCAUGCGUCAACAAGACGCAGAGGAAUUCUUCACACAUUUAAUUACUACGCUGAGGAGGGAUGGGCAAAAGUUCAAGGAGAGAGCUGUAGGAGAUCCUACACAAGUAUUCACUUACGCCACGGAACAGCGCCUACAGUGCACGGAGUGCUCUCGCGUGAGGUACCGUGGCGAUUCGGCGGAUGUCGUCUCUGUCGCAGUUCCCGCACACCAGAAGUCGGUCGACGCCGACGCCAAGCCAAUCUAUUCAGACGUACCCCUCACAGCAUGCAUCGAUGCCCUCUUGAGCACGGAGGAGCUAGAGUACAGCUGCCCGGCCUGCGGGAAAGGCGUGCGGGCGGUCAAACAGAGCAAGUUUGCGUCCUUGCCAGAGGUACUAGUCGUCCAUGCGAAGAAGUUCCAGCUGGUGAAUUGGGUGCCGGCUAAGCUUGACAUCCCGGUAAUCCUGCCUGAGAACGACGAGCUCGUGUUCUCGGAGACCCACAUCGGACGUGGACUACAAGAAGGCGAGAUCGAGCUACCGAACGAUUCCGCUGUCGCGCCUGCCCUCCCCGAGUUCAAUGCAGCAGCAAUGGCUCAACUCGAAGGAAUGGGCUUCCCCACCGUUCGGUGCCAAAAGGCACUCCUCGCUACGGGCAACAGCGACGCAGAGGCCGCGAUGGAGUGGUUAUUUGCACACAUGGAGGACCCCGAUAUCGAUGCCCCGAUUCAGCUCGCUAGUGCUGCAGGAGGAGCGAGUGGACCAGACCCAGACCCAAAUCAGGUCGCGAUGCUCGCUGACAUGGGGUUCACAAGUGCGCAAGCGCGCAAAGCUCUGCGGGAGACUGCUGGUAAUGCAGAGCGCGCCGUCGAAUGGCUCUUCAAUCACCCCGACGACACCGGCGAGGACGCGGCUCCAACUUCCACUGCUCCAGCAUCCUCAUCUGAACCGGCCCCGUUGCCCGGUUCAAAUGCCGUUCCAGCGCGCUAUCGCCUCCUCGCAUUCAUCUCGCACAAGGGCCCAUCUGUGCACUCUGGGCACUACGUUGCUCACAUCAAGAAAGGACCUGAGGGCGAUUGGGUGCUAUUCAACGACGAGAAGGUGGUUAAGGCAGAUGCAGAGAGCGUUAGGCAGUUGAAAUCCCUUGCCUAUCUGUAUUUCUUCGUGAGGGUGUAG